GUAUUUGCCAUUCACAUGACUUGUGUUAACCGAAGUUGUGAUUCAAUCUCCCCGUUUAGCUGAUAGCAAGCCUGCAGGAGAAGAUAUCACUUUCCUGUCAUUUUGCAUGCAGGACUGCGCGAUGGCAAGCAACAAAUUCCAGAUCGUGGUACAAGGAGAAGCUUCUGAAACAGAUUCCGAUGACGAGGUUUACAUUACGUCCCUGACUCCAGUACACCCGUCUACAUCUGGUCUGAAAGUUCCCGGGGAAGCAUCGGAGACGGAUAGCGAAGGGGAAGUGGAGAAAGCUUGCAAGGUGGCGUAUGCUGUCAGCUCUGAAAAUGUGCAGUCUUUGCGCUCAGACCUACCUCCUCUCAUUGUGAUGAGAUCCACACCUGAGUUCGUACCAGUUCCUGAGAAAGACUUGAUGAGGUCGGAAUUGACCGGUCAAGAGAGCACUCUGCUGCAGCAGAAGCUCCAAGAAAGUAACGGGCGCCUUUGCGCCGAUGUGUCACAGACUUUUCGACAGGUUUACCAGAAUGCCACGAAGGACGUGCGUUUGGCCACGGCAAGUCUUAAUAACUCCCAAAGUGGCAUAAUCAACGCCUCUCACAACAUCCGUCUCAUUCUAGAAGAUCUCAAAUCUGUCUCUGAAAAGAUUGAAAUUAUCACGAGUUGUAAUCUUCUUCCUGAUAUCACAAUACCAACAUCCGUACCAGGACAAUAGUGUAUUAUUUUCAAAAUCUAAAAAACUUAAUCUAGCGAGUCUAGACGAAGUCUUUUGAAUGAAAGUGCCUGACAAUUACAAAUAGUAGGCUACAAUGCGUAGGUGAUUUAAAUGUCAUUAAUCUGAUUGUUUACAAUUUAUAAAUCUUGCAUAGGCCUAGACCAUGUUAGUUAUGCAUAUCGGCAGAUCCAACUGUCUAUGAUGGGUGAAAUUUAUUUAUGCUAUCAAAUGACAUUAUUAUUAUUAUUAUUAUUAUUAUUAUUAUUAUUAUUAUUAUACAAUGUUCAUGUCAGUGUUGAACUAGCACUUAACAUGCUGUGAGUACUUGAUGGCAAUCCAAACACACGUGUCUGUCUACAAAUGUCUGUCUACAAUUCAUCUACAUUAAUAAACCUGAAAAUGUAUGCAGUCAGGGUUAAAUUAUUGAGUUUAUUUGGCCAAACUUAACCUGUAACCACAAACUAAUAUUUGCUUUAUGAGACCCUUCAAAGCAAUCUUUCCUGUCUUAUUUCUCUGAAAUGCAUCCUUGACAUGGCAACUCAAUACACAUAUGAUCUCUAAUUAAACCACACCACAGCACUUCAAUAAUCAAAUAGGUCGGGAGAAGGAGAGGUCACUCUAGGCAUCUUCAAGUUUUGACAGCUGUCAAAUGCACAUUAUGAACUUCUGAACUGAAGGCAGUAUUAAAUCAGCAAACUGAAAAUGAACAGAGAAUUAACUGAUAAUUAAACAAACACGUUUCAUAUUACACUUAGCCAAUAAAACCCAUUCCAUUCCAUCAGUUUACCUAACAAUUGGCAGACGGACAUGGCUGUCUCUUAUCAGUGAAUGCAGAAUGUAGAUGCACUGUUCACACUGUUGAAUGUUGAUUAUAGAACCCAGAAAGGCUAAAAUACAUCUUCUAUGUACAUUUUGUUCUCAACAGAAUUUAACUUUUAUGUUGUGAAAAAAAGCCAUGUAAGAAAAAAAGACAACUAGAAGGUA
This is a messenger RNA of Alosa alosa (allis shad), 1690 nucleotides long. RefSeq names its product biogenesis of lysosomal organelles complex-1, subunit 3 (gene bloc1s3). The record is from RefSeq and is a predicted model, not a curated record. Bases 107 to 706 code for a protein of 199 amino acids. The transcript is spliced from 2 exons. NCBI's taxonomy places the organism in Eukaryota, Metazoa, Chordata, Actinopteri, Clupeiformes, Clupeidae. Gene Ontology annotation, cellular component: BLOC-1 complex.